AUGUGGAGGCGAGUGGUGUCUUCUUCGUCGGCGGCUCAGCUCCAAGCCCUAGCCGCAUCUCGUUCUCUCACCCGUCGAUUUCUUAUCUCUUCAGCCUCCACGCCUUCCACCCCAAUCUCGCCUCCACCUCCGGUGCCCCUCUCCUCCUCUUUCUUCUUUUCACAUUUCAAUUGCAGCUCAUUGUUCUCUCGAUCAGUAUACAAACUGCGGAUUAGAACGAGUCUGAAGAAGAAGGUGGAGGAUAUAAUGCCCAUUGCUGCGGGUCACGAGCGAGAGGAGCUUCAGGCUGAGCUUGAGGGGAGGGACAUUCUUGAGAUCGAUUAUCCAGUUGGUCCUUUUGGUACCAAGGUUGCACCUGCUCUAGUCAAGUCCUACUUUGUCAAAAGAAUAAUUGGAUGUCCUGGUGUUCAAGGAGAGGAAGAGCACGAUGUUGUGUGGUUUUGGCUGGAGAAAGGCAAGCCGCAUGAAUGCCCCGUCUGUUCCCAAUAUUUCAAGUCUGUAUAUUAGGAUUGUCAUUUUGUAGCCAUCGAUAUGCAUAGGUCUCUAAUUAGUUGUCAAUAUCCUCCACAGCUGGAAGUUGUUGGCCCAGGAGGUCCUCCAGAUGCUCAUCAUUGAUGUAGCUGAGAACUUUUUUGGGGAAAUAAGAUUAAAGUCAUGAGGAGUCAGUAUGUUAUACUGUGUAGCUUCACUAAUUCUUUUGGCGAGUCUUAGUAAUUCAUAGAUCGCUCUGCCAAUGUUUGAGUUGGCGAUAGUUUUGUUCGUUAGAAUAGACAACUAGGUUCUUGCUGGCCUGG
Molecule: messenger RNA, 794 nt
Organism: Argentina anserina (silverweed cinquefoil)
Lineage: Eukaryota; Viridiplantae; Streptophyta; Magnoliopsida; Rosales; Rosaceae
Product: cytochrome c oxidase subunit 5b-2, mitochondrial-like
Exons: 4
Coding region: 1-507 (168 amino acids)
Biological process (GO): mitochondrial electron transport, cytochrome c to oxygen
Cellular component (GO): mitochondrial envelope
Source: RefSeq, a predicted model, not a curated record